GUUCAAGAUUUCUUCACCUAUCAUGGCCGACAUGUUGGGUUCGAUGGGUAGACUGGGCACUAACAUGGAACAAAGAAUCAAGAUGGCGACCGCUAGUAACUCGGUCGAAAUAGAUCCUGUGUUUAUCAAGGCUUUGAAGCUUCUUCACUCAAAGCACCCUGAUUCUCUGGAUCAGCUUCGUACCCUUAGAGAUGAAUUCGUCAGACAGCACAGCCAGCAAGCUCCCACGUCUUCCAAGGAGAAACCUAAAGAAGUUAAAUUGGGACUUCACACUGAGAGGAGACCAAGUGCAAUAGUUUCAACUGCUGAAGUGAAAGCCAAAUUGACCGAGAAGAAACAAGAGUCUGAACCAAAGCAGAGUAAUCCAUCUGUUAAAGCAGAGCCAACCAAGAGUUUUCCUAUUGAAGAAGCCAAUGUUGAAACAUUGGAAGUUGGCUCGAGCAUGAUUGAAACUGUAGAGCUAAGUUCAAGCUCCUUCAUGGAUCAGAGUUCAUCAAAGAAAGCCAAGCUUCAAUUUGAUGUGGAGGAUGUUCUAGAUGAGGGAGAUUUAGAAUCUCCGACGGCUUUGCAACCUGUGGUUGAUGACCUAAUGAUUGACUGGGGAUCUGUUUGCAGUAUUUGUUGUAGAGAUGAGAGCAAAAUUCUUGGGAAUCAGUUGGUAGAAUGUCAUGAAUGUCAUUCACUGUAUCACCAGAGGUGCCAUGAACCACGUGUUAUGGACAGUGAAGUCAAUGAUCCACGGCACGUGUGGUAUUGCGCACAAUGUGUGAGGAGAAUGAGAGAGAUGGCAAGCAGUGCAUCUCCUAAAUCACGACAGACAGAGUCUGCAACAUUCAGUAAACCACAGACUUCCUCUCACAGACCUAUUCCUUUGGCUCCCUUCAAGAGACCUUCUAUUAAUGAUACUAAGCCUGUUUCUUCUCCCACUAUGCACCAGUCGUUUGCCAUUCCAGCUCUGAGCACAGCCUCAUCAUCAUCAGCUGGGGCCAGCAAGCUAUCUGUAAGCAGUGGGGCAACUUCUUCACAGAAUGUUGCUGCAAUGCAGCAUUCUGCAUUAAAAAGACUACAGAUGGUCAAGAAAAAGGCACAACAGCGUGUGUUAAACCAUCAACAGAUUCGCAUACCCCGGAGAUAACUUGAUGUGUUGUCUAAUUUGGUCUAUAAUCAAAUUACUUGGUCAGGGGUUAACAGUUUGGUUUGAGUGUCGAUCUUUCAAUCUUUUCCAGAAGUAUUCUUUUCCUUGAUGAGUACGAGUCUCAGUUGUAAAUUAAAACAAUCUUAUCUGUUUGAGCAAAAAUUUUGAUCAUGUUCACUUACAACUGACAACUUUUAGGGCCUUUGAAGUUUGUAGCAAUCAGGGGUUUUGUGUUUCCAUAUGUCAACUAGAUUGGCUGAGGAAAACAAAAACAGAACACCUGAAGGAAACAAUUAACUAUUGCCACUACAAAAUCAACAUACCAGGUAGGCGGGUUGCAAAAAUGUAUUAGGAAGGAUGGUGGGGGACUGCAUAAUACAGGUUUGACUGUAUCCCACUGAUGGUCCAGGGGAGACUCUUGGAGAUUUGGUUAGAAUUCCACCCUUGUUCAGGGCAAAGUUGUUAGGAUGCAUAAGUUUAGGGUUAGUCAGGAUCACUGCCACGUAUUUGGUAUUUUUUGAGUAGACACCAAAAUGAUGAACUCAAGGUGAAUGAUGUAAAUCGGUUUAUUUGUGUGAGACCCAAGAAUUUCAUUUUCAAACGACCUCAUUUACAACAGAGACAAUGUUCCCAGAGGAAUUUUUUUAAUUUGAUUACAAAGUUUGUCAACUUUAUAUGAACAUAUAUAAAUGACUAUUGAAAUA
Stylophora pistillata is the source of this 1839-nucleotide messenger RNA. RefSeq names its product integrator complex subunit 12. NCBI's taxonomy places the organism in Eukaryota, Metazoa, Cnidaria, Anthozoa, Scleractinia, Pocilloporidae. The record is from RefSeq and is a predicted model, not a curated record. Gene Ontology annotation, cellular component: integrator complex. Gene Ontology annotation, biological process: snRNA 3'-end processing.